Molecule: messenger RNA, 1196 nt
Organism: Brassica napus (rape)
Lineage: Eukaryota; Viridiplantae; Streptophyta; Magnoliopsida; Brassicales; Brassicaceae
Exons: 1
Coding region: 419-1048 (209 amino acids)
Biological process (GO): defense response to other organism
Source: RefSeq, a predicted model, not a curated record
UUUGGGCCUCUGAGUUUUGUAUAUUUGCUUUGCUAAAACUAUAUAACAAUGUUUUCGGAUUUUCGAAAGUAAAUGUGAGAGUUGAACGUUUAACAUUUGUAAUCAAUCUAACUAUUGGUACACAAGUGAGAAAACGAAAAUUUAGAAAGUAGUUAAUUUGGCUGAUGUGUCAGAUAGAGGAGUGCUGACAUGCCAGACUCAGGUGAGGCUCAACUGAGUUAUUAUAUUAGAUAGAUAAUUAAUUUAAGUAAUUUUUUUUUUGAUCAAAAAUUAAUUUAAGUAAUUAUCUCCCUCUUUUUUAUCGAACAAACUUUCUUUAUCCACCAUAAAAUAAGAUAAAUAUACUAUAUAAAAAGUGAGAGAUAACAUCAUAUCUCAUUAUUCUCUCCAAAGUCCAAACCAACAAAAAAAAAGAAACAUGGCUUACCAAGCCAACUUUGACACAACGCCAGCGUCCUCCGUCGCUCCUCGUCCAUGGUGGUCACGACCAAUGAUGACUGUGCCGCCAAUUAGUGAACGUAAAUCCACUUGCAAGGAGAUGGCGGUUAUGUGUGCACCUUGCUGCGGCGGCUUCUUCACCAUCGUCCUCGUGUUCUUAAUCUUUUCGUCCAUCAACGACGCUCACUCCCACGCCAAAAUCUCCCUCCAGUCCUUCGCCGUCUCCUCCGCCACGUGGCAAGGCGAUUUUCUCGUGAAAAUCCCGAGCUCGAGGUAUUCUAUCUACUACGACGGCGAUGACGCCUCCGUAAGUCUAGGUUCACGAAACGUCGCCGUUUUGAACAUCACUAGUCGACGUGUUUCUAGAGAUCACACGGCUUUCUCGUUGACUUUCGUUGCUGAGGAGGGAAAUCGAAGUGACGUCGUGUCGGAAGAUCUUGACAUUAAACUCGUGGCGAAGCAUAAGCGUUACGAGGAUUAUGAUAAAGCUGGAGAGUUUAAUAUACGGUGCCAAAAUCUUACUCGGGGCCGUGAGAAGAUUAUAUGCGACUCCUCUUUUACAGAUUUGAAGUUGUUUUCUUUAAUAACACUUCGAGGUACAAUUGAAUAAAUCGAUUAGGCUUCUAGUUUUUUUUUUGUUCAUCCUUUUGUUUUAUUUUCUGUUAUGAAUUAGUCCAUACGUUUUGUUUUAUUUCUUCUCCUUCCCAUAUAUCAGUUUAUCAAUUUUAUCUAAAAUUAACCUAUUGGUGAACUUCUCA